Messenger RNA from Panicum virgatum (switchgrass), 3769 nucleotides. RefSeq lists its product as uncharacterized. NCBI's taxonomy places the organism in Eukaryota, Viridiplantae, Streptophyta, Magnoliopsida, Poales, Poaceae. Gene Ontology annotation, cellular component: nucleus. The coding region runs from base 141 to 3074 and encodes 977 amino acids. The record is from RefSeq and is a predicted model, not a curated record. Gene Ontology annotation, biological process: DNA damage checkpoint signaling; positive regulation of transcription by RNA polymerase II. Gene Ontology annotation, molecular function: histone binding. The transcript has 10 exons.
GAGAGAUGUGGCGGGGAGAGAUUUUGUAAAUCAAUUGUUUAUUAAAAAACUGAAGGAAACGAGAAGACCUUCCCGCCGCUUGCGCCCCUCCGGGCCCUCCCUCCCUCCCGUGGCGGCGGCGACUGUCCGGUCCGGCCGCCAUGUCGACCUGCGGUUACCACUCCCCGCGGUUCUCCGAGGAUAUUGCUUGGCUUCCGCAAUGGCUUCAGCCUUACCGGCCGCUGACGGUCGCCGAACACCGGACUCACAGUACAGGCGUUUCAUCGCCUUCUUGUCAGAACUGUGUGUUUAUUGGUGAUCCUUCUCAGGAGCGUCAGAAUGCCACGGUAAAUGCUGCUGGUUACAGUGGGUUCAUCUUGCGCUUGUCAGAAGAUGAGGAGAUGGCUGGAAGUACACCAAUCAGCAGCAAUGCACUACCUUUCUCUUUGCGCCUUUCUUCAGAAAGUGCUGCAGAACCCUCCCAAGCUGAAGCCAAUGCUAAUACUCAGAUGCAAAACUCUGGUACGCUCAAAGGUUCAUCAGAGGACCUUUUUGCAGAUGGUCAAAAGCAAGAGGUCAAUGCUGUGUCUCAGAAUCAGUUUGAGGAUAAAGAUCCUCAAGAUGAUAGUCCGACAGAAGUCUUUAAAGUGACUAGCAAGGCAAUCUGUAAGCCACUUGAUGCAAACAGACAUAAAAGACAUGAUGUCUCUAGAGGAAAGGUUGACAUUCGGAAGCUCCGUAAUGCUGAUGUAAAUGAUGCGAUUGAACUAUCUAUUGCUGCAUCUGAGGCCAUGGUUAUCGCAGAGAUGAUACUUGAUGAUUCUCAGUCCGAUAAAUUGGCUGCAGCCGCCAUAGAAGCUGCUCUACAUGUAAAAGAAGCACGGAAACAAUUUUACUUUGAGGAGGCAGAACAUGCUUGUGGAUCCUUAGGAAAUGAUCUUGACGAGACUGAUUGGCUCGCAGAAUUGGAUGAUGCUGAAAUGGUUGGUGCAUUUCAAGAUAUUGGCCUGUCUCUUGUUCAUACGGUUUGUUCAUCUCAAGACCAGAACACAGGUGUUUUGAAGCAACAAAACUCCCAUCCUAAUCAUCCCCCAUGUGAUGCAGAUGCACACAUCUUAGCGAGUUGUUCAUCUGAGGAGCAAAAUAAAAGAUGCAGUAGCCAAAAUGCUGAUAGUGAUGACCAUGUAUCUGAUUCUUUCCCAACCAAUCGGUCAGCUGAUGUGCUACCAAAUGAACCAACUCCAUGCUCAGAUUCUGUAAAGCAAGCAGUUCUAGGUAAAACAUUUUCAUGCUCAAGAAAUAAGAAAACUGACCUCAAGGAGUCAUCUGAAAACAAUGCUGAGGAUGUUGGGAGAGUUUCUGCACAGAUGAAUAUUGAUACAAAGAAGCAUGUAAAGGGUUUGUUCGAGGAAGAAACUAGCUUUAUUUCUGAGUCAAUUAGCAUUGAUGAGUGCUGUCCUACGUCUAGAGCAUCAUCAAUGGAAAAUGCAGCAUCUUCAAGAGCAUCUUUUUAUUGCAGAACUGAAUGUUCCCGUGAAGAAAAUCAUGGUGCUGAAACUGAAGAGGUGUGUUGUCAAGUAGUAUGUUCGAGCUUGUCGCAUGUGGAUCCUCUAUGUUCCAUUGUUCCAUGCAGCAUAUCUUGCGAUGAAGGUCCCAGUGACCUGGCCCCUGUGUACAAACAGAGUGAAGGUCAAGAAGGUUCUGGUAACCAGGCUCAUGUGUGCAAAAAGAGUGAAGGCAAUGAAAGUCCUGCAUGUCUGCCUCCUGAAAGAGAACUUGGUAAAGGAAAAGAGAAAGGAUUUAUGCAUCCUAGGAUGCAAGACCUGGAUGGAGAGGCUGGUCCAUCUUGCACGCCUUUAGUUAAAUCAUCACUUGAGCCUGAUGUUCCAUUCAGGCGAAGGAUAUAUAGUUCACUGAGGCCUUUUAGCACAAUAUCACCUAAGUCAAACAUAUUGGGAAGUACUUCAAAUUUUGAUGCUCAUUUGACAGUUUAUCGGCAGGAGAGAUUAACAACCGUUACUUUAAAUAAAAAUAUACAGCAAGUGCAAGCUGCUAAACAAUUCAUAGAAAAUAAUGUCGAAACUGAAAGCUUGCAAUAUUUUUCUACGGUUAAGAAGCCAUAUCUUCAGGAUGACAAUGAAGAUCAAAUCAGAGAGCAACAGGUCUGUCGAUCAGCAGUGAAUUUGAAUGCUGGUGAACAAUGCCUUAAAAGAAAAAGAGUCCAAUUUUCAGAAGUGAAACUUAGUAGCAGAAGAACCAAGAGCAAUAGAAGGGUGCCAGCUAAAUCCAGAUUCAGUCGAUCAGGUAGCAGAAGAGAAGAGACACUGGAGACCAAAGAGGGCAUUGAUAAUAAAGAAGCCACAUUUCAAGGAGUUGAGAUUAUGUUGACUGGAUUUCCUAAUCAGAAGGAAAAAGAAAUUGAGUCUCUAAUACGAAAAUGUGAAGGCUAUGUUCUUUCUAAGGUGCCACCCUUUUCACGUGAUAAACGAAUGAACAUGAAUGAGUUUCCAAGCUGGAAGCCUCCCAUUGUACUUUCCCCUAAAAAGGUAUCAACAGCUAAGUUCUUAUAUGGCUGUGCUAUUGAUGCCUGGAUGUUGAAUCCCAAUUGGCUCUUCGAUUCUCUUCAAGCUGGCAUCCUGUUGCCACCUGGAAAGUAUUUAAUUCGACAAAGGAAUGCUCGGAAGCAUAGUUCAGCAUUUGGCCAUUCACUCCAACCAAAAUGCAGCACAUUGAUAUUUGAUGGAGUAGGAUUCUUGAUCCACGGCAAAAUUAGAUUCUGUUCAAAAUUUUCCAACAUUAUAAAGCAUGGAGGUGGGCAAGUUUUUGUAUCUCUUCAGGGAUUAGUUCAAAGCUUGAAGGAGGGAAGCACAUCACAUGGAAUCAUUCUUGUUGCAAGUGAAGCUGGUGCAUCUCGUCAUCUAAGCCAUUGCGGCUUGGAACAUGACAUAAAGACAGCGCCAGCAAGCUGGAUCAUAGGCAGUUUAUUUUCAGGUAAACUGAUCCCUUUGAAGAAAGAUCGCUGUGCUUCAUUCCGUCGAAUCAAGAUGCCAUCCUUCCAUCAACAGCAUGUAUAUGACAUGAGUCAAGAACUAUGACUAGACUCAACAUUGUGACAAUUACACGGGCACAUGGAAUAGUUGUGACCAAGACACGGCUGGUGCGCACCUCAUGUGACGAUCUUCUGUUGACCGUGGAGUUUUUAACAGCGCCUUUUUAUCACACUGAAGUUCCUCUGUUCUGUGUCAAGGCUGAUUUCUACUGUUUUGUCACUUCAGAAAUGAACAGAGCUGGAAAAAAGAGCAUUCAUCAAUCAUGACAUCACGUGCUACUGCCCACAUUACAGAUGAGAAAUGUUAACUACAGCUCAAGGCGAGCAGUGCGAAAUAUCCAUCAGGCAUGUAACUUGUCCAUUCCGAGGCUUAAAUUUCUGUAAAGCAUGAUAUUUAGUAGUGGGUGUUCAUGCCAUACUAAUUGGCAAGGAUGCAAAAUUGGUGGGGUCCAUUCCAGAAUCCGAUACAUGCUGUAUGUUGUAACCUGUAAGUUUUCAGUACAGAUGCCAUAGAGAAGGUACUUCCUAGUUCUAGUUUUGACUUGAGAAUGGCGAGUGUAAAGCCUUGCCUGUUAUAGCUGUAUGAUGAGUGUUUCCUUUUAGCUGUAACAUCAACUGUCUUGAUCCAAUGUCUGUAAAUUGUAAGAUGUGACCGACUGCUUCGCUUUACUUUCAGGCGUUAGCAUGUUUUGCUUCGCAGUUUGUGAUAUGUGCAAUAAAAGUUGAAGUCUUUCAGGAGUA